GCGGAAAGGAUAAAUCCACUGAUGUUUGAAUGUAAACUGUCAUAUCAACUCCAGGAUGCAUUCCUGUCAGCAAAAAGCCUUUCUGCACACUCAAGGCUGAGAGAUUUUUGCCACUGAUCUUGGAAAAAAAUCAAUUAUGCCCUUACGUAUUUACUAUUAAUAAACAGCGUAGCCAGCAGCAGAAAACUCUCGUUCAAUCGCCCAAAAUGUCUUUCAAAUCUUUUAGACCAGCGGCAGCAAAAAGCGCAGGCUUACGUGAUUCUCAGCCUCGUCUGCAAUCGACCUCCAGUGUGGAUCACGCCUAAGGAGUUUCUGCAAAUCAAAGGUUGAAUGGGACGACCGGCUAUGAUUUGUCCAUUGCCAAGGGCUUAGAGGCCUGAUUUGCGUUCACGUACAGCAGCGACAGACAUUCAGAGGAGUCGGAAGUGUGGGCGGUCAAUGAUUCAGAAGUCCAGGUGUGAGCUGAUGUAUCAAGAAAGAUGAUAGAGCUGAUGUUUCAAGAAAGAUGAUAGAGAACCUAAGAAGAAAUUCAUACAGGUUUGGAAUAACAUGAUGGCCGUCUCUGCCCAAAUGUUCCCUCAACUGUUUCGCAAACAUGUCAGCAAAUGGAAAGCUGCAGAAGGUCAGAGCCAGCAGGGACCGGCUCGUGUUGCGGUGCAGCGGGUCUUUGUUCCUCCUCCGCAUCUCUAUUCGUAUUGCAGGUGUCCGUGUAUUGUAUGUUGCUGUGCUGCGGUUCUCUGGCUGUUCCUCUGGACUGCAAUGACGGGACCAGCUGCAUUUCUAUUUCUCCCGAGAAACUUCUGGAUCGCAUCAUCCAACACGCCGAGCUCCUCUACCGGGUCUCUGAAGAGUCCUCUACUCUGUUUGAGGAAAUGUUUUUCCCGUUUUCUCCAAGUGCUUUAAGAAAUCAGGGAGGAAAUGUGUGCCACAGCAAGCCCUUCCCAGUCCCAAGCACUAAGAGCGAGAUUCAGCAGAUAUCGGAUAAGUGGCUGCUUCACUCUGUGCUUAUACUGGUGCAGUCCUGGAUCGAACCACUCCUCUAUCUGCAGACUUCUCUUGAACGCUACGCCGAUGCCCCCGGCGAUCUGGUUAACAAGACCAAGUGGGUGUAUGAUAAACUGCUCAGCCUUGAGGAGGGGUUGGUGGUUCUCAUCCGCAAGAUGUUGGAUGAAGGGGUUUUGACGUCGUCCUUCGUCUUCGAGGAAGCACUGAGCCCGCAUUCCCCUGAGGAAUCUGCCCUGAGGGACUACAAUCUUCUCACCUGCUUCAAGAAGGACGCUCAUAAGAUGGAGACCUUCUUAAAGCUUCUCAAAUGCCGUCAGAGCGACAAGCUCUCCUGUUUUUUCCACUGAACAAGCCUCCAAACGCAUAUCGGCUAAUAAAAUGAAAAAUAGCUUAAAGGUGAGAAAAUCUUCCCUUGCGUGAAUCGAAACGUUCGCCUUGAAUCAUAUUGUGGCUUU
Messenger RNA from Triplophysa dalaica, 1460 nucleotides. RefSeq names its product somatolactin alpha (gene smtla). The record is from RefSeq and is a predicted model, not a curated record. Gene Ontology annotation, biological process: positive regulation of tyrosine phosphorylation of STAT protein; animal organ development; positive regulation of growth. Gene Ontology annotation, cellular component: extracellular region. Bases 606 to 1352 code for a protein of 248 amino acids. Gene Ontology annotation, molecular function: growth hormone activity; growth hormone receptor binding. Lineage: Eukaryota; Metazoa; Chordata; Actinopteri; Cypriniformes; Nemacheilidae. The transcript is spliced from 8 exons.